AUGGUGAUGGUGAUUCCAAUGGGGAUACUGGGUUUCAGCGCGGUGGUGGCCGGCUGGUUGGCCAAUCCCAUCGGUGUCCCGAGCAUCUUCGGUUUGAUACCCUCUCACUGGCUGACCGAAUAUUUCGCUUCCGGUCUGCACGAUGGGCAUCACGCGCCGCCGUUCAACAUCGGGAUAGCGGUCAUAUCCAACGUCGUGGCCGCAGCGGGGAUUGGCCUAGCCGCGCUCACCUACGCCUGGCCCCGCCCUUUCACCGGAGCGGACCCGCUGAGCAAAGGCGGUCCCUUGCACACGUUGCUGGCCCAGCGGUACUACAUGGACGACCUCUACGAGGGCUUGAUCGUGGGCCGGGUCUUCUACCGGACCAUCGCAGCGAUAACCGACUGGUUUGACCGUAACAUCGUGGACGGAAUGGUCGGUUUGGUAGGCUGGAUUUCCCGCAACAUCGGAAGCCUCAUCGCCCUAGCGCAGAACGGACAAGUGCAGACCUAUCCGUUGGUUGCAGCGGCGGGCGGUGUCGUCAUCAUUAUUCUCUUCCUGGCCUUGAGAUAA
Molecule: messenger RNA, 552 nt
Organism: Geodia barretti
Lineage: Eukaryota; Metazoa; Porifera; Demospongiae; Tetractinellida; Geodiidae
Source: the annotation of a GenBank genome assembly